AUGCCACCCCCAACCAACCACGCCGCUGGCGAGUACACGCCACAGGUUUCUCCUCUGGAUGAUCUGAUUAAUCGAGGGCGAAUGUUGCAGAAGCAGAUGGGGUCCGCGAGGGCUGGAUCGGCCGGGCUAAACCCAAUGACCGUUCACCGCUCUCUAAGCCGGGCAGGAAGUAACCCGGGAACUCUGGGGACUCUAGCGAGGUCCCGUUCGGUGGGAAGGACUCCAGAGGUGGAGAAGGGGGGACAGUGGGGGAAUACCGCUGUGACUGCCACUAGUGCUGCUACCACUCCGAUUCUAAAGGUUAUGGGUGAUCGUCAGCUCUCUACACCAGCCCUUGAAGAUAGGCCUACGUCUUCCUAUCCUCGAUUCAGCACGGUUUCUAGUGCAACUUCGGAUGAUGGUAGGUCGGACAGAGAUAGUAUUAUGUCGGGAGAGACAAGUGUUAGGGAUAGCAAUUUCACAUUGAUCAGCGGUUUUUUGAAUCCCGUUCGUGAUCCGCCAAACCUACAACAGAUACAGGGACGGCUCGAGGUUAGGGAGCAGGAUGUGGAGAGGAGUUCUCUAAAGCCGGUGAUAGUGGGGCGUAUUGAGGACGAGAGGCGGCAGAGGGAAGCGGAGGGGGUGGGGUCUGUGCCUGGGGGUGUUGGUGCCCGUGGCAGUCCGCGUGUGGGUAAUGAGCCUAGGGGAGCAAUCGCACAACGCCGUGCUCCGGAGGGUAGGCAACGUGGACCAUCGGGGCCGCUGGGGCCCACCGGACCGUCGGGGCCUGAGGGAAGACAGCGCAAUCCAGGGGAAAGACAACGCGGACCACCUGGUCCACCAGGGCCAGACGGCAGACGGAGAGUUCCCGAUGGGAGGCAACAUAGUCCGGGCCAGAGGCAACGUGGGCCCCCGGGGCCUGGCGGUAGACAAUAUGGUCCGGAUGAGAGACAACGAGGGAGGGGUCAAGAUCAACGUGAUACGGCUGGCCAGGGCAAUGCGUCCGAAUAUGCUAGAUCUAGAUCGCAACCCCCACCACGUAAUCGUCGUCCUCCUGGCAGACAGCCUCUGGAAGCAGAGCAACAGUUUCCAGUGAGAAAGGAUUCGAGAGACUUGACGGUUUUGAUUCCACCCGGUCCGUCUGGCACACACACGCAACCUAGCCAGCCAGCCCAAGCGUACACGCCUUACAGACAGGACUCCAAGUCUUCCCCUUUAGGUUAUAGCGCGCCCUCAAGACAAGGUUCUGCGGAAUCCGAGAAGUUUCCCCCUCCUAUGAGACAAGCAUCUGGCGAGAGGCUGUAUCCGCACAGAAAUGACUCUAGGGGUUCUGAUCGCAGGUUUUAUCCUCGCAGUCCUCGUAGAGAAGACUCGAAUGAUUCUGUGACCAAGUACCUGCCCUACCGGCAAGGCUCUGGCGAUGUCGAAUUUCAGCGGCCAUCGAGGACGGAUUCUUUGGAGUCAGUUCACAGAUCUUACUCGCCCCAACUUGCUCCUGUUCCCAGGACAGCGUCACCCGCCCAAGUACCAUCGAGUAUUUUCCCCAUGAUUUCUGAUUUCCGAGCAAGCUCCCCCGACUCAAUUGGCGCAGAAUCCUCUCUUACUUUUGGCCCCCCUUCUGCUCCACUACCCCGCAACCCUUCGGUUCCCUACGGUGGAACGGAUAGUCAUGACAUGACACGUUCCGCUAGCCAGUCUUCCCUUACAUCUGAUGCCCCUUCUGUUCACUCAGUUGGGGGUAUCCUGCUUCAGAAACCCACGUUCAAUUUUAAUUUUUCUCGGCCACUUAGUACCCGGCCUUCUUUUGAAUCUGAGCGACUUUCACCAUCACCGGAUGUUCCACAGCGGCUGUCUCCUGAACGGUCUCCAAUGCUCUUGGACGAGCAAUCCUUGCCAACGCCUGUUAGUAUGUCCGGGGAUUUCACUGAAGACGCCGGGGGCCCUGUUCCUACUUACAUUUAUUCCAAGUUUAUAUUACCUCGUGGUCGAGAGCCUGAACGCAACUCUGUUAUCUUCCAAGGCGCUGCUGGAUAUCCCAGUCAAGUUGUCCACCAACAAACACAUUCACCUAGUACUCCUCUCGGAAAUUCGACGACCACUGUCGACAGACCUCCUUCUCCAUCUUCACCACCUCGUACCUUCCUCCAACCAGCACCGCCUCCUCGCGACCCGAGGCAUUCCCCACACACGGGCCAUCCACCUUCCUUGUCUCCUCGCAUCGGGUUUCUUACACCGACGGUGGAGACUAGAGGACGUUCUGCUGCUGUCACUUCUCCUUGCUCGCCCCGUGCCCCGAAUUCUCGCUCUAAUAGCUCACAACCUCCAUCUGCUACUAUGCCGCCUGAUGAACAUGUACAGCUUGGUAUUGACCUUCAUGAAUCUGGCUCUCUACAGGAGUCUACAUACCACCUGCGUCUUGCCGCAAAUGCUGGGCACCCAACUGGUAUGCUCCUGUUUGCGCUUGCAUGUCGCCAUGGAUGGGGUAUGAAAGCGAACCAAAAAGAAGGUGUUAUGUGGUUGAAGAAGGUUACAGAGUUAGCGAGCUCCGAGGUUGCAGAUGAUGAGCAGGCUGGUGGGAGCGUCGACUACAUUGAAAAGAAGGGGAGAAGAGCUCAGUUUGCGUUGAGCAUUUACGAGCUGGCAGUUAGUCAUAUGAAUGGAUGGGGAACUGAGAAGGAUCAGGGCUUGGCCUUGAGAUGCUUUGAGAUUGCAGGCAGAUGGGGAGACCCAGAUGCGCUUUCUGAAGCAGGCUUCUGCUAUGCCAACGGUGUCGGCUGCAAGAAAGAUCUCAAGAAGUCCGCCAAAUUCUACCGUAUGGCUGAGGCUAAGGGUGUCAACAUGGUCGGUAAUAGUUGGAUUUGGAAGGACAAGUACCUUGACGAAGAGGAGAAGGCUGUAAAGAAGGCUGUAAAGAAGAACGGCGGUGGCGGCAAGAAUAAAUGA
Messenger RNA from Tuber melanosporum (Perigord truffle), 2922 nucleotides. RefSeq lists its product as uncharacterized. The record is from RefSeq and is a predicted model, not a curated record. The coding region runs from base 1 to 2922 and encodes 973 amino acids. The transcript is spliced from 2 exons. Lineage: Eukaryota; Fungi; Ascomycota; Pezizomycetes; Pezizales; Tuberaceae. Gene Ontology annotation, molecular function: protein binding.